Messenger RNA from Acaulospora morrowiae, 900 nucleotides. Lineage: Eukaryota; Fungi; Glomeromycota; Glomeromycetes; Diversisporales; Acaulosporaceae. The record is from the annotation of a GenBank genome assembly.
AUGUUCUUAAAUGCAGGAAUCAGGCUUACCCAGAAUCUUUGGCGUUCUUCUAGUUUUAAGCAUUCCUGCAUAGGGAACAUAACUGUCCCCAAGACAUCUAUUCUACGAUGCCUGGCAACAAGUCCAGGCCAAACACUACAGCUUAAAACCGACGAACUGGACAUUUUAAUGCCACGCGAACGUCCCGAGUCAAUUUCAUAUUUUACCGCAAAACCUACAUAUAAUGAUCUACUAAUACAACUUAACGAACUGGUGACGAAAUAUAAAAAUUAUAAAACGGCGAAACGUGACGACAAGAAUAUCUCUUUGUGGAAGCUAAAAAACCGAUUAGAAGUAGAUUUGGGAGUGGAAUUAAAAUUUAACCAAUAUGAUAUAAUAACAAAAAUGUUGCACCGUCUAGAUGCAGUCGUUCCAGAAUCAGCGCCUGAAUUACAUGAGUUCCUGGAUCUAUUUAGACGACAGGAUCCAGAAAAAGCAAAAAAAGAAUUGCAAGCAAAUAAAAAGCUGGAUGAAUAUCAAAGGGCGUAUAGUGUUGGUAAAAGGAAAGAAGCUGUUGCGCAUGUAUGGGUCGUAGAGGGCGAAGGUCAGAUGAAAAUUAACGGAGAACCAUUAGUAGAUUAUAUGUCUUUGUUGGAGUAUCGCGAACGCAUCUUGAUGCCUUUUCAAGUGACUAAUUCGCUCGGAAAGUAUAAUGUGUGGAUCAGAGUUUUAGGAGGUGGUAUAUCCGGUCAAGCAGGCGCGAUUGCACACGGAAUUUCAAAAUGUCUGCUCAUACACGAUCCCGAUCUUAAACCAGCUCUGCGAAAAGCCAAACUUAUCACGAGAGAUUCUCGUAGAGUUGAACGAAAGAAACCGGGUCUUGCAAAGGCGAGAAAGGCGUAUACAUGGGUCAAGCGUUGA